Schistosoma haematobium is the source of this 19305-nucleotide messenger RNA. RefSeq names its product Host cell factor 2. Gene Ontology annotation, molecular function: nucleic acid binding; protein binding; transcription coactivator activity. Gene Ontology annotation, cellular component: histone methyltransferase complex. The transcript has 5 exons. The record is from RefSeq and is a predicted model, not a curated record. The coding region runs from base 541 to 4695 and encodes 1384 amino acids. Lineage: Eukaryota; Metazoa; Platyhelminthes; Trematoda; Strigeidida; Schistosomatidae. Gene Ontology annotation, biological process: DNA integration; regulation of DNA-templated transcription; chromatin remodeling.
CUCACAGAUUACUUCGCUCACACCAGACUUCUUGCUGCCAGUGGCUUGGGUGAGUUGAGUGAGCUUCCGGUAGUUACCAGAUGUAGCUGCUGCUUCUAGCUCACUAGCACGCUCCGACCACCAAGCUUCUCGAUCCCUACGCAAGCUUUGCUCGAUUUCAUUACUGUGACGACGGACCGCCGGUGAACUCGAGGAAGCUGUAAGAGGCUCAGAAGGAGCCGAAGACGUUCCAUCCAAUCACCUGUCGGAAGAAUGUUCUAGAAUUCCAACGUGUAGCUUCCCCAUUGGAUAAUGCUAAUAACCCCCUGUACGCGGAUUGGAAGACUGUAAUGAUGAUUUCGUUCUCACUAAAAACUAUAAAUACCUGAUAAUUUUGUACUAUGUUUGACACUGUUGGAAUAAUAUUCCUUUCGUUAGUCUUCUGUCUUCUUAUUGCGACUUGGAAGGGUUUGGUGUUCUAGUGCUCAGUUAUACGCGGUUGUAUCAAGAAAAAUCAGCUUUUUCAAGUUAUAACAUCUGGCGACGGGUUAUUGUAUCAAUAUGUCAUUUACCUUGGAACAAUUUGAAGCCUUAUUGGAACGCCAAGAACAGUUCCAGAUGCGCAUGAUAGAGAUACUAACUCAGAAAAUGAACCUGGAUCAAAAAGAAGUUACAGAUGAUCCCUUCAAAUCUCAUGUUGACCAGAUUGUUAAUUCUAUCCAUGAAUUUAAUUUUGAUGGUUCAGCUGGCAUUACUUUUGAAACUUGGUUCAAGAAAUAUGAAGAUUUGUUCAAGGUCGACCUCAAAAAACUUGAUGACGCCGCUAAGGUCAGAAUACUCUUGCGAAAACUUGGAACUGUUGAACAUGAACGUUACAGUAACUUUAUCCUUCCAAAGAAUCCAAGAGAUUUUUCUUUUGAUGCAACGAUUGAAAUUUUGUCGCAAAUCUUUGCUGAACAGUCAUCCUUGUUUAAUAUUCGUUAUCAAUGUCUCAAGAUGACAAAAGCAGUUGAUGAUGACUGGGUGAAACAUGCGGGUUUAGUAAACCGUGAAUGUGAGCGUUUCAAACUAUCAGCAAUGACAGAAGACCAGUUUAAGUGUCUCGUAUUUGUGUGCAGCCUCCAAUCUCCCGAAGAUGCCGAUAUUAGAACUAGAAUUUUGAGUAAAAUUGAACAAUGUCCGAAUAUGACACUACAAGAAGUAACCGCAGAGUGCCAGAGAUUGGUGAACCUAAAGCAUGACACUUCGAUUGUCGAAAAUAAUGGCCAGUUGCCAUACGUUCGUGCUGUAAGCGGAAAGAACGAUUCUUGCUCAAGAAAGGCAUCGCACACAGAUAAUCAGCCUUCAUCUCCAUGUUGGUCUUGUGGUGGUUGGCAUUAUAAAAGGUUCUGCCCAUAUAAAGAACAUUGUUGUAGCAAGUGUCAUCGCAAGGGACAUAAAGAAAACUGCUGCAGAAAAAGAACCCAUAAACGACAUUCUUUGAAACCCUACUCGAAGAAAUACAGAUUUAGUGCUCGAACUAACAAAAUAUUGGUAUCACAUAAUCGAGCACGAAUUUGCCGCCAAAGAAAGUAUGUAAACUUGGAUAUAAAUAAAAAGCGUGCCCGCCUGCAACUCGACACCGCUUCUGACAUCACACUUAUUAGUCGGAGAACUUGGAAUCUUAUCGGUAAACCACAGGUGCUCCCAACAACCCAGUUAGCUCACAGCGCAUCUGGAGGAAAACUAAAUAUUGUUGGAGAGGUUUGUUGUACAGUCUCGAAAGGAAAUGCGAAAACGAAUGCAACUUUAUAUCUUACACAGAAUCCAGGACUAGAUUUGCUAGGUCUAGACUUGAUAGAAGCACUUCAAUUAGCAAAUCACCCCAUUAACCACAUAUGCAGCGCAGUGAGAACCAGUAAACCGGUGGAAAAGGAUCUGAAGAGUGUUGUAUUGGAAAGACACAGUCAAGUGUUUACGGAAGAGUUGGGGGAAUGCAAAAAGGUUAAAGCACUAUUGAUUCUUAAACCGGGAGUCACCCCCGUCUUCAGACCAAAACGUCCGGUACCUUAUGCAGCGCUACCUAUUGUUGAACAAGAAUUAGAGCGUCUGCAAAGAAGUGGAAUAAUCGAACCAGUAAACUUUUCUGAUUGGGCAGCUCCAAUAGUGAUUGUUAAAAAGCCUAAUGGAAGUAUCUGGUUAUGUGCAGAUUAUUCGACUGGAUUAAAUGAAGCGCUUGAAGCCCAUCAAUACCCAUUGCCGGUACCAGAGGAUUUAUUUGCGAAACUGAAUGGGGGUAAGUAUUUUGCUAAAUUAGACCUAUCAGACGCUUAUCUACAGAUCCCGGUAGCGGAUGAGUGUAAGCAUUACUUGACAAUAAACACUCACAAGGGAUUGUUCCGAUAUAACCGACUUCCUUUUGGAGUAAAGACUGCCCCUUCAAUCUUCCAACAAGUUAUGGACACUAUGUUACAAGACAUUCCUGGUACCGCGGCUUAUCUCGAUGAUAUAUUGAUCAUGGGUACAGACUAUGCUGAUUUAGAGAAUAAGGUGGAUACGGUUCUCAGACGCAUAGCAGAUUAUGGAUUAAGAGUGCGUGCCGAAAAAUGUGAUUUUUACAUGGAGCAAGUCCGGUAUUUGGGAUUCAUAAUUGAUAAAAACGGGAGAAAACCUGAUCCUGAAAAUGUCGAAGCCAUUAAGUCCAUGCCUCCACCGACGGAUGUGUCAACUUUACGUUCUUUCUUGGGAAUGGUUAGUCAUUAUGGAGUUUUUCUGCCAGAUCUGCAUCGCCAUCGUGCUCCUCUUAAUUGCUUAUUGAAAAAGGAUACUAAAUGGUUCUGGUCAACUGAAUGCCAAGAAGCAUUCCUAAAACUGAAGCAGCUUCUAUCAUCGAACCUUCUCCUUACACACUAUGAUCCCGAUCUUCCAAUUAUAGUCGCAGCAGAUGCGUCGAACUACGGAAUUGGAGCAGUAAUUUCACAUGCCUACCCUGACGGUUCUGAGAAAGCAAUCGCUCACGCUGCGAGAUCUCUGACUAUGACUGAAAGAAACUACAGUCAAAUAGAAAAAGAAGCCCUCGCGAUUAUAUUUGCUGUAAAAAAGUUCCACAAGAUGUUGUUUGGUAGGCAGUUCACCUUACUUACAGACCAUAAACCUUUACUGACAGUUUUUGGAUCUAAAAAAGGCAUCCCGGUAUAUACAGCAAACCGGCUACAGAGAUGGGCUACCACACUGCUGGGUUAUGAUUUCAAGAUAAAUUAUCAACCAACAACGGAUUUCGGACAGGCAGAUGCACUCUCAAGAUUGAUUGGUCUGCAUGAAAAACAAGAAGAAGAGGUGCUUGUAGCUGCUAUAGAUGUCGAGGCCGAGGUUCACAAAAUAUUGUCAGACGCAGUUUCCGGACUCCCGGUCACUUUUGAAGCCAUUAAAGAGGCCAGCAAGAAGGAUAAUGUAUUAAAGAUUGUUCGCCAUUGCAUACUCAAUAAAUGGCCUUCAUCUAGAUUACACGGAGAACUCCUACAAUACUUUCGUCGACGAGAGUCAUUAACAGUUGUCGAUUCAUGUAUAAUGUUUGGCCAUCGUAUCGUUAUCCCCAGAAAUCUUCGACACCAAGUCAUUAAACAGUUCCACAGCGGGCAUCCGGGGAUAAGUAAAAUGAAGUCACUAGCUCGUAGCUAUACAUACUGGCCGUCAAUGGACCAUGAGAUAGAGCAAAAAUGUCGCAGCUGUUGGUCCUGUCUAGAGGCUGCAAAGAAUCCAACGAAAGUUGAACCACAACCAUGGCCGAAACCGGACGGGCCUUGGCAAAGAAUACAUGCUGAUUUCGCCGGGCCAAUACAAGGCAGGAAUUACUUAGUUGUUGUAGAUGCUUUCACAAAAUGGCCAGAAGUAUACGUCAUGCCGAAUACGACUUCAGAGAGUACCAUAAGAAGAUUGUCAGGAUUGUUUGCCUGUUUUGGGGUUCCAGAGAUCUUAGUGACCGACAAUGGUACUCAGUUUAUGUCAUCCGCCUUCAAACGCUUCUGCAACGAGAAUGGCAUAUUGCAUCUACAAUCUCCUCCAUACCAUCCUCAGUCGAAUGGCCAGGCAGAAAGAUUCGUGGAUACAAUUAAAAGAGCUCUGGUCAAAGGGGGAGGUGAGGGUGUCCCGGAACAAGUGAUUAAUAAGUUCUUGAUGUCUUACAGAGUUACCCCUAAUCCGGCAGUACCAGAAGGAAAGUCUCCGGCCGAGUGUAUGUUCGGAAGGAAAAUCCGGACAGUUUUUAACAGCAUGUUGCCGCCCAGAAAGACAAAUAAACCCACGAAUGAAAAUCGUAAGGUCAAUCGUAGCUUCCAGGUGGGUGAAGAGGUACUUGUCAGAUCGUAUCAAGGUAAUAGGAAGUGGGAACCAGGUGUCAUAGAACGUCGAAUCGGAAAUGUGUUGUACCUAGUCCGGAAAGAUGUCGGGAAAUGCAUAAGACAUAUAAAUCAAUUGCAAAGAAAUGAUAGUACAGUGAUCACAGAAAACCGGCUUCCAUUUCAAUUGCUCGUAGAUUCAUCUCAGAAGAACCAUCAUGAGCGCGAAUAUCGAAAAGACAAACGACGCAGAGAGAAAGCUGUACAACCCUCGAGAGUAAUGGACCGCAAGAGGAAUGCGACACCCAAGCUUCAGGUGGAUCCAAGAAAAAAAUCUUACACAACGGAUUUUAAAGGGGGGAGGUGUGACGACGGACCACCGGUGAACUCGAGGAAGCUGUAAGAGGCUCAGAAGGAGCCGAAGACGUUCCAUCCAAUCACCUGUCGGAAGAAUGUUCUAGAAUUCCAACGUGUAGCUUCCCCAUUGGAUAAUGCUAAUAACCCCCUGUACGCGGAUUGGAAGACUGUAAUGAUGAUUUCGUUCUCACUAAAAACUAUAAAUACCUGAUAAUUUUGUACUAUGUUUGACACUGUUGGAAUAAUAUUCCUUUCGUUAGUCUUCUGUCUUCUUAUUGCGACUUGGAAGGGUUUGGUGUUCUAGUGCUCAGUUAUACGCGGUUGUAUCAAGAAAAAUCAGCUUUUUCAAGUUAUAACAAUUACAUAACAUCCUUCGUUUGUGGUCAAACUCACGGUCAUCCGGAGUAUACCGACGGGUCUCGAUGAGCCUGAGGGGACCCAGUGCUUAUAAGCGGGACGUUUCGCGAAGCCGCCAACGGCUAUACUCUUCAUUUCCAUGGCGUCAUGCAGCUGCCACCAAUACUCAUCUAUACUUUUCGGUGGGAUGGUAACUAACCUAGAACCUAGCUCGGUUUGAUACUUAGUUGCAACAGAAGCUGCAAUCAAUUUACUGACAUCAAUCCUUUGGUGACGGUCACUUCGUUGGCCACUGAAAAGUAAGAUUGGCACACACCAGGGCCUGAUCAGAGUCCAGAUAGGUACUCUGAAAAGUGACAGUUUUGUACACAACCACGACAGCAGUGGGUGAUCGCGAUGUGAUCAAUCUGAGUCCAGGCUUGAGAUGCAGAGGGAGGACGCCAAGUGGCACAUCGGCGAUGACUAUGCUGAAAGUUAGUGCUAGCCGGAAACAGGUUGUGAUCUGCGCACAGUUGCAGUAGACGGUCCCCGUUAUCUGUCCUGCGACCAACAAGUCUCCAUCGGCCACCUAAACGAUUCUCUUCUGUGCCUAGACGCCCGGCCUGAUCAUUCGAGUCUCCGGCUUGUACUGCAAUAUCUGUGGGAUGCACUUUCUGGAUAAGAACAGUUAACUGGUAGUAAAAUUCAUCUUUGAUCGCAUCGGGGAUGCAAUCUGUCGGGGCAUAGGCGGAGAUGACGAAAAGACAUCGUUUCUCACGCCGAUUUCUUCUCACUUUGAUGGAACUUUCUAAUCUAACAGCGCAUAACCGACUGUUAAUGGGGAUCCAAUCGAUUAGUGCUGCCUCACCUCUAGCGCUUAGUGCGACACCAACGCCACAGGGUCCCCGGAUAAGCGCAUGUAAAAUAAGCCUUUUGAAGCGACUGAUGGAGAGCGAAUUUGUAGUACUGUACUAGUCUGGAAUAUAGCGGACCUCGAUAUUAAGACCUUCUAAAGACAUAACCAGUCCUAUCUGUUGUCCGAUCUGCAUUUGUGUGCGAACGUUGAAGGCAGCCAGUUUGAAUGGUGUACGUGGUUUCAGAAAGACUGUUUCAGUAUUUGUAUCCGGUGGAAGCAUUCAACAGUGACUUGAGAUCGUUUAUAUGGAACAGAAUUCCCACCAUGUGUGAGCUGCUGUAUAAGUUGAAGAAUGGGGAUACAUAAAGUUGGAAUAGAGGUAGAUAAGUGACGUAGUAUAUAAAACAGUAAUAAUAGAAACAGUGAGUGUUAUCAAGUGAAUGUGAAUUAUCUGAAUUCUAAAAUGAAGCGAGCAUAGUAUUUCGUGAAGUAAUCGUCAUCUCCUUUGAUUUGUGUGAGGGCUGUGAUACUGCCCAGGUGCCCAGAUCGAAGCAGGUGGUUUUCUUAGGGGGCCACACCGAGAGCCUUCGACCUGAAGGUCUGGUCCACAAGGCAGUGAGGAAACUCAAGGAGUUGCAGUCCCAUGGUAGCAGGUGUCCAACGAUUGGUUCAUACGCCAUUUGUUCCUUCAGGAUGCUGGAGCCCGUGUGCAUCAUUAGUUUGGAAUCAGGGUUUUCCAACUCCAGUAGGUGGACUCUCCAUGUCCACCAACCCGGUUAAAGCGCCGGACGUUCGCUUUUCGUCCUCUCAGUUUCCUAAACAACACCCCCGCCACGAGAACGCAGUGAGUAGAACUUCCCUGACAGAGGGUAUACACGCGUGGUUAUAUGAGAGCAUUUCGAGAGGGAGAGCGGACACUCCCUACUCUCGGCCGUACCAGGGCAUUUGGGGAGCAGAUCUUGUUUCAGGCGUUUGGUAUCUAUAGCGCUGAAAAUUUUUAGAGGACUGGAGUUUGAUUGUUUGUUAAUCAUUUUGAAAGACUUCAGUGUUUCCUCUUGAUGUUCUGUAUCAAGAUGUCUAGAGAUGACACUUCUGAAUGCUUUUGAUCCACUUGACCUUUUUGGGAUAUGUUCUUUGCAUCGGAUAUGCGCUCUCCUUCCUGUUCUACCAAUGUUACUGACUUGGCUGAUACAUGUGAAUAUGUAUAUACAGUUGGUGGUAACAUAAAAGUGAUAGCUAUCGAUCUUUGAUUGUUCUAAAAAACAUUGUUUUGAACAAGACAAUCGGUUUAGCUGCAGGACAAGUUCUUGUCAAUGCAACUUUUAGUCUUACGUUGAUUGAUCCUGUCACAAAAGAUUAAUAUUCGAAGUUAUUUCGGUAUGCCCACAAAAAUAAGACGCUUACCAAGUGAUUUUAGGGAAUCUAGCAUCCCAACAGUUGGAACGCAUUUGUACUAUGUUUUUUUCCCAAGUUUGGCUGAGUUAUUUCAGCUUAAAACAUGUAUCCACGAGAACCUACAUACCAUUUGUUAGGGAAAUUAAUAGUGUUUUGAAAUACCUUGUAUAUAGCAUUUUAACGCGAUUUCACCCAUUUCAGUUUGUAUGGUGAAUUAGGUAUGGAUUAGUGUCAUUUUUCACGUUGUGUUUAUCUUGAUUUUUCUGUCGGUCGUAGGAUGUAGGAUAAUUUAUUGUAUGUUAUGUUCUACAUGAUACCCGAGUAGAAUAUUCUGUCUGAGAUCGACUUGUUUUUUGACUAACUUAUUAACAUGAACGUAUUUUUCUCUACAUAGCUUAUUACUGUUAGUGGCAAGCAGGUGGUUUCUGCAGUUUCUGUCGCGAAUAACUCCGGUGUAGCUAAUUCGAAUCCAAAUCAAGUAGUACACAUUGUAAACAAGUCAACAGGUUUAAUCAAACCUAUUAAACUAGUUUCGACCACAACUUCAUCUUCAACUGCUUCCAAAACUAUCACUGUACAACAAGCAUCAGUUGGAACUGGCGUUUCAGUUCCGAAAGUAAUCAAAGCUAUUCCAGCAACGAUGCUUCAGAUGUCUGCGUCUGGUAAGCCUAUUUUAAUUGCUGGUGGUGGUGUAUGCCGUCCGGGCCAGACAACCGUUCAAGUUUCAGGUUCUGUACACAGACCAGCUGGACAGCAAAUAGUUAUCAUGAGUCCAACAAGUAAGACUGUUGUGAAUUUUCGAGGUUUUCGUAGUUCUUUAUUUCUUUUUUUAUAAUACAAAGGAAUAUAACCAAUCUGUUUUAGGUUCAUACAUUCACAAAGGAGGACAUUUUACUUCUUGUCUCCCUAGAAUGCAGUAUUUUGUCACACUAUGAUGUUAGUUUAAUCAUAGGCAUUAUGAGUACCCAUUAUCCUUUACUGCGCACAUUCGGAAUAAUUGUGUAUAAAAUUAUCUAGUCUCAGUAAUUCAUCCUUAUUUACACGAUUGGUUAUGUACUCAUCAUAGUAAAUUUCAGGUCUCAAUUCUGGUUAUAAAGUUCAGGUCGAAAGCUUUAGAAAUUACUAUGUUCACAAAUUGACGAUUUUCAGCUCGUUAUCGUAGUUUGAAUGGAGUGUUUGCCAUCAAGUGGAUUUGCUGACUAGGGUGAAACACUCACUUUCUACUUUGAUAUGUACCAGUUAUUCCAGCUAAUUUUGUUUUGUGAUGCAAAGCAUUGUUAACGUGGAACUUAAAAACUUGGACUUUAUUUUCAGUAUCCUCAUCAACUGCCGUGCCUGCAUCAUCAAAUUUGUACUUAUCUUCUGGAGGUGCUACCAGCCAAAUAAUACGACAGGGAAAUCAAACACAGGUAACCUUAGUCCGACGGGAUCAAUAUGAUUCAACACAUGGUAAUGCGAAUGAUCCAAGUAAUACUACGUCGUCGAUUCUCCAAACUAUUCCACAAUUGGAUGGUGCUAUUGAUGAUGACGAUGAUGAUGUUGAUGAGGACGGUGGUAGUGCUAAAACCGAUGCUUCAUCAGUUAUCCUUUUGGAGUCUAAUUUAGGCAAAGAAAAGUUACAUAUGAAAGGAAAUGUGGAUAUUCUACAAACUGGCAGUCAACAUUCGCCAGCAUAUACAACAGUAAGUGUGCUUUUUACCUAAGAGUACCACUACAGUUGUUGAUACAUAUAAGUCAAAAUGGUAUUUCUUGAUUAUAGUUAUGUCUCGUUUGAUCACUGGCAUAAAUGAAUUUUUAACUAUCGUUGACAGUUAACUGUUCAUAUUAAAGGUUUAAAACCUUAUAACUGCAUUAUGUUAGCAGAGGACUGUUAUAAUCUCUUUCUUACGAUUAUGACCCAGCUAUUCCUAUUGCUUAGUAUUCUCGGACACCGAUUCACUCGACAAGACCCCAAAUCAGAACACGGUUGAACAGGAAAGAGAUUAUAUUCCAAAUAACAAGGUUAGAUGGAAGCAAGACGCAAGCACAAUAGGGAAAAACGUCAGUAUAUUUAUAGUUUUUACAUGAGAAGAUUCUAGAGUAUCCUCCAACUAUCGACUAGUGCUGAUUGGAUAAGAAUUAGCCAAUCAGCGUGCACCAAAGCAAUCGUGAAUUGAGCAUGCUUUCAUCCGGUCUAUGUCCCGCUAACAAGGACAAGCUUAAAUUCAUAGCAAAAUAAACGGAUACAUCGUUUCCAUUGUUUAUUUGGUCAUCUGUUACUUACUAGAUAAUUUCAAGUCAGUCCAACUGAACGACUUAAUAUAGUAAUAUAGAACUGGGAUUUGAUGUUUUCUGACUGAUCUAUUCCAAACCACCUAGGUGGUCAGAUAUUUGGCAUCAGGCCUGAAACUAACCAGAUCUUACAUGGUUCAUGCAUCGGAGCACCAUCUGUAACCACCAAACUAGUUCAUACACUUGUGUGUGUUAGUUGAAUUGUAAAUACCUUUUCUUGAUUGUUUCGUUUUAAUUACCAAGGAUUAGCGCUUCUACCCAAAAAGUUUAGUCCAUGUAUAUUAUUAAAACCGGUCUGUAUACGUGUUUCGAGUUUGGUCACAUACGAAGGAUUUAUAAAUGAACUGGAAAGUUUUUCUUGAAUAAUUAGUUUGUGCAUCCACAGAUUUAAGAAAAUUAGGAUUUAUUUUAGAGAACUGUGCUUUUGAAUUCAUGUCGCUUAGUUUGUUUAGAUGUUUGUAUUAACGAACUGGUGCUGCAUCUUGUUGUAGCAACCUUAAGUUUUAUUUAAUCUCACCUUUUCAAGCAUCAGCAUCUUAUUUCGUUGCCAUCUCACAUUCAUAUCAAAUAACUCAUCCACUACAACUUUACAUUAACAACUAGCUUAUUUGUUUAAGACUUGAUAUAUAACUUAAACAUAACUUAUUCAGUGGUUUCACCACAUGCUGUAAAAGUAUCUAUGGUUGAACACAGAUAACCUACCGAUAUUUUUCACCUUUAAUUACUGUAUUUCUAUCUUAGAAUUGCAGGAGAUUGUCACAAUGGGGUUUAUUUUCCCUUACUCAGACUUAACCAACUGGAUAGUGUGGAUGCUGAGUUGCAUUAAACUAAGUUAAUCAAGGUCUCGUUUUGUGAUAAACAGUUUGUUAAGUUUUCUCUUAUUACGACCCAGCUACUCUUGUUGCUUAGUAUUCUUAAACAGUAUCUCACUCGACACGUUCCCAAAUCAGAACACGGAUGAACAGGAGCGUAAUCAUACUCCAAAUAACAAGGUUGGAUGAAAGUAGGAAUCACAAUAAGAAAAAUGUUGAUAUAUUUGUAAUUUUUACAUAAGAAGAUUCUGGAAUUGUCUCCAGGUCUUCGUAGCGCUAACUGGUUGGGAGAUAGCCAAUAAACGUGCCACAAUACAAUCCUGCACGGAACAUGAUUUAAUCCAAUCUAUAUCCUGCUAACACAGUCGGAUAUUUCACUAUCGAUAUAUAUUGAUCAAAGUUAAACUAAACUUUUGUUUAUGCACCGAGAUUUCAUCAGCUACAUUAACGCAAAAAACACUGAUAUGUCAUCUAUCUUUGGAAAUGUUGUAAAGGCGUUAUAAACUAAUGUCUUGAGCAGCAAGUUUGCAGUUAGACUUCACAGAAAAGUGAAUAUUUUCUACACUCCGUAUUCGCCUGUAUUGCUUCAUUUCAGUGUAUUUGAAAGGCGACCUAGAAAUUAUCUGAAUUAUCACUUGAGGUGAAAUUAUUAGUCUUAUAUAAUACAAUCUGUUAAUUUACUUGAAUUUUUCUCAUGUUUCGCCAUUAUUUAUAGCUUCACAUAAUGUUAAGUGAAUACUCUUUUUUCUUACUAUUCUUUAAUAAGGAUGCAAAUUCCGAUUUACAUACGUCAUUAGCCGUGGAAGCUGCUGCUGAACUACUUGCAGACAUUGGUGAUGACAAUACAUCAGCGUAUUCAGACCAAAAUUCAGCGAGCGUUUCGAAAGAAACUGAUCAGGCAGUCAGAAAUUUGAUUGAUAUCAAGCCUAAUGUAUUAUCCGAAAAUGUCUCUUCUAAUACUGAUCAUGGAAAAGAUUUCAGAGGAAAUUCAGGAUCUUAUGAAGAUCCAGUACAUGCUAAAGAUGGGAAGGAAGGAAAUGGUAGUUCUCUUACUGAUCCUUUGGAAACAUUAGCGUUAGUUGCUGCUCGCCGAAGUGGAAGUGGUGAUGAUCACGGAGGGGGACAAGUUUCUCGUUCUGUGACAGGUUUGGUCGCGAAUUCCCAUUCAAUCGUAACAACAUCUACCAAUUGUUCUUUAAUAAGUUCUUCGACUACUGUAACACCUGGUACAUUGAUUAGUCGAGGCGACAAUUCUUGGCAUGACGUUGGCGUUAUUAAGUCGACAAAUUAUACUGUAACAAUGUAUUCAGCCUGUACAAAUGAUGCUGGUGUACAUAUGGAAGCUAUCACUGCAUUACAGGGUCCCAAUGGGAUUGGACCGAAUGGACUAACUACACAGGGUCCUAAAUUCCAACUCGCUCCUGGAACAGCCUACAAAUUCCGUGUUGCAGGCCUCAAUGCUUGUGGUCGAGGUCCUUGGUCGGAGAUAAGCGCAUUCAAAACCUGUUUACCAGGUUACCCAGGGGCUCCCAGUGCUAUAAAAAUAACUAAAUCGGACAGUGGUGCACAUUUAACGUGGGAAGCGCCUCAGAACACGGCGGGAAAGAUUACAGAGUAUUCUGUCUAUUUAGCUGUCAAGUCUCAGACUGCAGGACAAGAUUCUACAGAGAACAAGGUCAGUUGUUAUUUUGUUGGCGAAGAACGUACUAAAUAUUUUGUGCAAAUUUACCUGUAAAUCGCUGUUUUUUUCUACAUCAGUAACACUGAAUCCAUUAAUUUUCAUAUUAUAAUGCUCGCACGAUCGAUAGCCUACGUAAAUACUAAAGGUCAUUGUCAGAAUACCAACAAACUAAGUAUGUUACACUACAUAUACUAAACCUCAGUGUACACAUAAGUAGAAGAUUCUUAGACAAAAAUUCAGUAACAGAUUUAUAGUUGAUUGAUAUUUAUUUAUGGAAAUUCUCUAUUUUAAUUUGCGUCCAAGCUAUUGGCUUCCGUCAUACUUCGUAGGUUGUUCGAAACCCGAGAAAGAUUGACUCGCGUGUAGCAGGCUAGGUUUCGUUUUGGUCGAGGAUGCAUUGAUCAUAUCUUUACCCUCACACAUCAAAUGAGAUCUGUGUGGCCCAUAUGUAUUCGGUGCCUCCUUGUACCAAUAUCUAUGUGUUAAAAUAAAUAAAUAAAAUCUGAGCCAUCUUUGCCACCUUCGUGAGGUCAGUCUGGCUGUAAAAGGUCGGAUCUACAACGUGUCGGUGAGAGCAUUCUUGCUCUAUGCUUGUGUAACGUGGCCUCUCCGAGUUGGGAAUGCUAGACGACUCUCUGUAUUCGAUCAUCGUUGUCUCAGAAGGAUUGCUGACACCCAGUGGCAACAUCAUGUUAGUAAUGAAGAGGUUCAGCAUCGUGUGUUCGGGCACAGAGACGAUGAUUCAAUUGGUGGCUUCGGUGGCUUGGACAUGUUCUUCAAAUGUUGCCCCAGAGAAUUUCUUGUUGUGCACGAUUUGCCGACGCUGGGACUGGUCGGAAAAGGCGGAGAGGUGGUCAGUGUAUGACCUGAUGUCGUGGUUUGAAAGAAAGCUGCACAGGACUGGCCUCUGUUGGUUCUUCAUGACUCCCUGGUUGGGGUCCUAGAGAUGGUGCAACACAGUGCCUAGAGACGUUAUCAGAUAUGGUUCAGAAUAGAAGCCAGUGGCGAUGCUGCUGUAACCUUUUACUUUCUUCGUAAAAAGUGGUUGUAUCUUCCUUAACUGAAAUAUUUCUUAUGAUUGUACCUUUCCGUUCCGUGUGGCGCAUAUAUAUUGGCGCUCUCUUGUAUCAAUAUUUAUGUGUUCAAAUAAAUAAAUAAUUUUACUUACAGUUAGGACUAACGUAGAAUAUCUACUUAAUAAAAAUACUCAUGAAAUCUAUUCUCAUUAAAGAAUAACUCCUCAUAUUUUGCUUAUUUAUUUCCUUUAAAAUGAUCAAGUGAUUUGAUUUUUUUAAAUUGAAAUCAGAAUGAUCAAUGUGAGUCUGUUAAUGCGUUCCCUAAACUUUAUAAUAUAAUAAGAAUUUGAUAUAGAACAAUAGUUCAUGUAGUUUUGUAACUAUUUUCACAGAUGGGAAGUAUUCUAAAAUUCGAAGAAGUCUGUGUAUUAUGAUUUCUCUUAUUACGAUCCAGUUACUCUUGUUGCUUAGUAUUCUUAAACAGUAUCUUACUCGACAUGUUCCCAAAUCAGAACACAGAUGAACAUGAGCGUAAUCAUACUCUAAAUAACAAGGUUGCCCCAAUACAAUCCUGCACGGAACAUGAUUUAAUCCAAUUUAUAUCCCGCUAACACUGAAUAUAUAAUUCGGAGCAUUUUAUGAACCUCAAUUAGAUAGACAAAUAAUUCUAACUAGAUGUUGGUAUGCUGGUCACAUUAUUAAGUCGUUCCACCUAAAGUUUCACUCAUCCGUUCGUGCUGGUUUUACAGUCUUCGUUCUAUGACAUUUGUAGAGGUUAAUUCCUCUCUAUUUGAAUCUAAUAGGUGAUAUCCCGUUAACUAAGUAUUUAAGUAAACCUGUUUUCUUAGUUAUUAUAAUGAAUUUACUCGAGAAUACUUAAAAGCCAGAAGAGCAGUUGUAGGGAUGGUAUUUUGUUUGUCCGCAAACACGCAGGUAAAUGAGACUAGGUGUGUGUGUGUGUCCCCGUUCAAUAUGCUUAGCGUACAUCCAGCAAGUAGAAUAUUCAUGAUAGUUGUUAAAAUAACAAAUUAAGUUAGAUCACUAUCAUGUUCAUCAUAUGAACAUUGUUUGAUUGGCGAAUUUUAAAUUUCAGAUUGAUACAAAUCUCUAUACUGUGAAGUGUAUACACACUAAUCAUAUGUAACAAAAUUAGGAAAAUUUAAAAACUAUAUGAGCUAAGAUAAAGUGAACUGGAGGAUUAACUUAAAGUUUUGUUUAAAUUACCGUCGCUAUUUUUUGAUGCUAUUAUGGAAAUUGACUCAAGUUGUAUUCGUAAUUGAAUGCUUAAGAAAUUUCAUACCAACAAACUUAUUGUAAUGAGGUAAAUUCAUUUCAUGUGCUUUAAAGCUUCAAAAUAUUUACUGACUUGUGUAGACACAUAAAACGUUUUACAGCUGUAACUAUUUACAUAACAUAUGUAGGAGUAUUAGUUCUCUAGCGUGAUCUGUAGCGUUAGCUUGGUUUCCCUAUGGUAUCCACAGUGUGAUUGACUGUGCUUCUUUUACCUCCCUACUAACUCUUUCACUGUUUAUCUAUAGGUCGGUUCUACACCAUCUGGUAUGGCAUUCGUUCGUGUAUAUUGUGGUCAAUCACCCUCAGCAACUGUUACUUCUGCAACAUUGGCUACUGCUCAUUUAGAUCUUAGUUCAAAACCUGCUGUGAUCUUUCGGAUUGCUGCUCGCAAUGAAAAAGGAUAUGGACCGGCGACACAAGUUCGUUGGCUUCAAGAUGUAUCUAAUACACCUUCCUCUGUUGCUGGAAUAAGUCCUCAACCCAUUAAUUUCCAAGCAACAAAUGCCUCACAGCCGGUUACCAAGCGUGCUCUGAGUUUAGGAACAUCACAAGAAGGGUAAGGCCAUUGAGGUUGAACAUAAUAGCUUAUAACUAUUGGUUAGUUGCUAGUUGAACUCGCGUGGUAAUACGUAUAUGAUCCACUAGUGGUGAGAUGAAUUCGGGUAGAUUUUGUAUUACGAGUUUACUUACCAAGUAUCACUGCAAAUAUAUUUGUCGAAUAGAAGGAAACAUUUGACGCAAUCGGCAAGGCUCUUGAUAGGCUAAGUAAAUGGGAAGAGUGUCCAACAGGUUCAUAUUAUCAAUGAAACAUAUAGCUAAGCUUUAACAGUCAUGGAAAACAUUAUAAAUUAGCGACAAUUGGAAUUACUUUUAAAUGAUCUGCAGUUAAUUUUUUAGGAUUUGGAGUGGUGUGCGUAAGGGCAUUGAUAUCUGCAUUUUAUUCGGCUGAAAUUUAGUUACUAACAAGCUACAUACUUAUGUAAACAGAAAAGCGACUAAUCUCCUUAUAGUUUGAUGCAAAAGUAGCAAUAACAAUUAAUUCAUAGGCACAUCAUCGAUUGAACAAUGUUUGGAACUAGCUAUCAAUAAAGGAUCACAAAUCAGUCGAUGAGGUCGAGAAUCUUCAUCAACUACAGAUGCCUAACCAGUAUUUACUUUGAAGCUUAGUGUUGUCUGACUGAACGCUAGGGGUGUCCAAAGCAAAACGUGGGGUUAGCGUAGUCAUUGACUGUUGAUCUGAAUCAUGUCGGUAGUUGCUGACUUGGGGUCAACGUGAUUAUCAUAACCAAUAGUUGGAUACGUUGGAUGACAUUGCUCAAAAUGGCUUAAUGGCGCAGAUGCAUACACACUUUCUCUUACUCUCAGAUAAUGGGUCCUAAUUUUCUUUCAUACUCUUCCAUCUUUUCGAACUAUAUUCCUAAUGUUCAGUCUUCAGCAUCGCUACCACAUCAAUUUCAGUUUCUUUGCCACUCAUCACAUUAUGUUAAUGAGAUAUACAAGGACUUAGUCCAGUCCCACUGCGAUGCUAUCCGAUAAUGACGACCAACUGAUAUCGGCUUAACAAUGAACUCUUAUUCUAAAAUUAGGUAUUGUUUUACACAUGGUUGUAUUCAUCAUUUAAAUCAUCGAGUCUCGUUCAUGAACAGUUUUGUACAAUCUACGUUUUUUUCUAUAUAUAAUUAUUUCCAGAGCUUUUACUACACCAGUCAAGCGAUUAAAAUCAGAUGAUCAAUUAUAGACGUUUGUUGCUCAUAUACAUGUUUUCUCCUUCAAAAUCAACUGCACAUUCUUUUCUUCAUCCUUUGGAAUUAGUGUGCAAGUAUGGUUUUUAAUUACUAUUAUCAUUAUUUGGGAAAUUUAUACAAAAUCCAUCGCAUUGCCCCCCCCCCCUAUUUGCAUUUCUAAGAUUGUCUACUUUCUAUCGUUUCGUAUUUGUUGUUGUUAUUCUGAAGCACUAAAAACUCCACAGUAUCUGAAAUAUUUUAGUGUUUCUGAAAUUUUGUUUUUCAACUGUUAAUGAUAAAUUAUUAUUAUUUUUUCAUCAUUUGUUCAAGCAUAAAAUCUGCUGAAAAAUGUACAUAUAUAUAUACAAAUUCAUAUGUUGUCCUAUUUAAUUUACUUGAAACACUGAUUUGCUUAUUUUUGUGAAUUCAUGUUGUUUUUUUUUGUUUUCUUCCUGACAUUUUGUACAAUUGUUUAUUAUUAUUUCCUCUUGUAAUUUCUUUGUACUUAUUAUUAUAUGUGUAUAUUUAUUCACUGGCAUGUUUUUAUUCAACUCGUUUUGGUUACCGUUUAUACAUUUUCUUGAUUACAGUCAUUUUCAUUACUGUCCCCAUAUGGGCAUAACAACAAUGGUAAUUAUUCUCUUACUUUUGAAAAAUAAGUAGUGAGAAGCUUAAUAACUUAAAUAUAUAAGAACAAACCUUAUUACUCAUUACCUUUGGUUUCGACAGUUUGUGUACGUUCAAGUUUAGUUUAUUAUAUUGUGUACAGUUUUGAUAGUGUUUGCUUGGUUAUGUCUUUUGUUAAGUUAACGAUAAAAAAAAAAGUUUAUCUUACUUGUACAGAUUGACUAUUCGAUUAAUGUCAUUGUCCUCAGUACACAAAGACUUCUGAUGUGUAUUUUUGAAAGCAUCAAAUUUCAGCUAGAUUCUUGCGUUUUCCACCGUUAUGGUGGCUAACCAUUCUGGUGUUUUGUAUUAAGAAGAGUAUGAAUAGUUUUUAUUUACUGUCUCCGACAAAAUUUUAUGGGUACAAUUAGGAAUUUAAUCGGUCUGUUUCAAACUGAUAAUACGUUAAAACAAGGCAAUAGACGGGUGUGGAUAUUUAUUGCGAGAGGUUACAUAUGCAUAUACAUAACCCUUAAUCAUAAAUGUCUUCGAAGUAUUGCUCGUAUAUCCUGGGACCAUCGAGUAAUUAAUGCAGUUGUUAGGAAACGGAUACUAGGUAAGGAUAACAAAUCAAUUGAUGAAGUAGUGAAACUUCAACAGUUGAGAUGACUGGGACACGUGUUACGUAUGCCCAACCACCGACUGCCCCGACGAGCGAUGUUUUGUGGUGUAGGAGUAGGUUGGAAGAAAGCUAGGGGCAGUCAGACCAAAAACAUGGCACAAAUCCAUGAAGUCACUGACAAGUGAACUGAGCCAUGUUGGUAGGUGUAGACUACCUGAUUGGGAUCCGCGAGAUGAUAGCAACCGAUGGAUAGAGACCUUGAAUGACGUGGCCCCAAAGUCGUUUGCGAUUGGGCGAGUGCAUCCACUCUUUGUGUUCUCCCAAAUUCUAAUCUGAAUUCAUGUUCCUUUUUUCGUCUUUUCAAAUUUAUUUCACUGGAUUAUAUUCCUUGGAAAGCAUCUUCAAACCCUAAUCUUUCCGAUAACUGCUUAUACUUUUACCACCUCUACCACUAAGGGAUUUGAAUCGACAAUUGUAUCUGUGUACUAAUGUGGUAUGGCAACUUGAACUGAUGUACGUACGUAUGAAGUUCCGCGUUGCUGCUAACUCACUGCAUUUAUUCAUCCGUUUGCAUCUUCUAAUGUUCUGCCAACAUCGUGACUUCGAAGGACUGAAACUUACUGUUCGACGGUUGUUGCAGCUUUGACGCCGUAUUCUGAUACACAUUACUUACAAACGUCCUUGUGGGCGGCAUCAACCAAAAUAUCAAUAUUGACCGUAACUCCACUAAUUUCCCUAGACCUAGUAACAGUGCCGUGUAACACUCUGUUGACUGGUGAUCAUAAUACAUUUCGAGUCUUUUUAUGGUGAAGUAGUACAUAGUGUAAUUCCCGGACGAGUUUAUUGGUAUGUUCUUCAGUGAUUAUUAUAUAGGUGAAGAUUAUAAAUGGUCAAGCAUUCAUGGUUACUGAGAUUAGUAGCAGUGUUGGUCUUGUCAACCUACUGUCAAAUUUGCUAUUUCAUCCCAACUGGUGACACCAAAUAUUAUAUAAUAUUCUGGGUAUUUUAAACUACGAAUCGCUAUAUUUUCCCCAAACAACAAUGCUGAAACACCGUUUAUAACAGUAAGUUAACGCGUCAGUUUGUAUACACGCAAAUUCAGAUAGACAUACUUUCGCCGUAGGUCCGAUUAACUACUUUUAUUUUGAACACGACCCAUUGCUAUCAUUCAUUCAGUGUUGCAAAAACGAUCUUAACAUAUAUCACUAAUGAUGAAGUCGUAAACCUUUAUCAUUACAUCAUUGAUGUAAGCUAGGCAGCUACCAUCGCCGGUUAUGACUGCCACCAACGUCUGUCCGGAGAUUACAUUUCGAUACUCCAGUAUCAGGUGGACUGAAGUUAAGCGACCUCUGCUUUAGGUGUUGUUUCUUAUCUGCUCGUAUUGUUGGAAAAGUUACGUAAUAUUCCUAGGCACAGUAGUUGCAAAGCUAUAUGAUGUGUCGUGGUAGAAUUUGCGCGACAGGAAAACCUAUGGUGAUCAUUAGAGUAUGACAUGCGACAACAGCCGGUUCCUCGGUGGAGAAGACUGGAACUGUUUGCGUUUUCCGCAAAACUUCUGUAGUCUAAUGCUCCUUAUUCUUCAAAAUGUGUUGCUAAGCCGCUGUCGAAUUGCGCGGUCGUCAUACAGCUGUUAACACUUGAGCAUUAUCUUAUCACAAGCUUAUUAAAGUUGGGCUCUAAAAAAAUUGGCGAAAAGUCUACAAAAGGUAAUGUCCAAGAAAAUGAAUAUGUAUGGUAUACAACUCCGGAAGAAAUUGUUUUUUUCUGUUAACUACUGAGAAUACUUGAUGUUAUGGCGUAUGGAAAUAGUGAUACCAAGCUCUUGGAUUUCUGCGUUUGAUGUGCAUGAACACAAUAGACCAUCGCUUACGAAGUUAAACGGGAGGGGGAUAGAUGGUCUUGGAAUGAAAGGAUAUCGGGAGUGCCUCAAGUGAUGUCAAUAGUCUACUAUGUUCGUUAAAAGUAAUGAUAUGAGUGUUGAAUACCCGUUGGGAUCUUCUGUAGGAUUAUCUACUGCUCACAGUAGUAUCAGAAUCGUUAUAAU